AUGGACUUGGAAAGUCGCCUAAUAAAAUCCGAAAUUCGAAGAAAAUUGCUUUCUGAGGAAAUAGCUGAAAUUGGUUGGACUACGAUCCAAACACGUUUUGAUGGCUCCGAAAACUUUGAUCGACCUUGGAAGGAUUACAGGGAUGGAUUCGGCGAUUUAAAUGGCGAAUUUUUUAUUGGACUGGAGAAAAUUCACGUCAUGACUCUAAAACGUCCCCAUGAACUUUACAUCAAGCUUGGGAAGGCUGACGGGUCCACAAGCUUUGCUUAUUACAAGGAUUUCAAGCUGGGCAGCGAGGAAGAGUCGUAUGAGCUGAAAUCGCUGGGGAAAUACUUUGGGACAGCCGGAGACUCCCUGAAACAUCAUGUGAACAAAAAGUUCACCACGUUUGACAGGGAUAAUGACCUAUCUGAAACUGGCAACUGUGCUUGUCCUGAAGUAGGCGGCUGGUGGUACCUCAAUUGUGGCCAUAGUACUCUCAAUGGAAAAUACUAUAAAGACGGGCAUGUUGUGGGUCCCGAUAGGAAUGGAAUUACUUGGGGUACUUGGCAUAGCAACGAAUCUCUCACCUUUGUUGAAAUGAUGAUUAAGCCCAAAGUUUUUAGCCCAAAGGUUUGA
Molecule: messenger RNA, 618 nt
Organism: Drosophila biarmipes
Lineage: Eukaryota; Metazoa; Arthropoda; Insecta; Diptera; Drosophilidae
Product: fibrinogen-like protein 1
Exons: 2
Coding region: 1-618 (205 amino acids)
Source: RefSeq, a predicted model, not a curated record